Helobdella robusta is the source of this 720-nucleotide messenger RNA. RefSeq lists its product as hypothetical. The transcript is spliced from 5 exons. The coding region runs from base 1 to 720 and encodes 239 amino acids. The record is from RefSeq and is a predicted model, not a curated record. Lineage: Eukaryota; Metazoa; Annelida; Clitellata; Rhynchobdellida; Glossiphoniidae.
AUGACCGAGCGGCUGCAGAUGACAGCAACAUCCCAACAACUCCGCAGUAACUUCGGGAUGAUUUUAAAUUUGUAUUCCAAAGCAAGUGAUGUAACUGUAGCUAAUUCUUCCAAGUUGAUAUUCACAAUAGUCAUAGAGAUUGUGGGUCUUCACAAAAUAAUCAAAGAGUUUCUACAAAUAAUUAGUACAAUUGCAAAAUCUGUUUAUUCAGAACUUGGAAAGUGGAGUGCACUUGACAAGAUUCAAGCAAUGUCCUUUGACAAAACUGUCGGGAAUACUGGCCGCAUUAAAGAGCAGGCUGUUUUUUCAUUAUUCGAUGAUUCAUUAAGUAAUUGUGUAAAAAAGAGGGUGGCAACAAAAUUAAUAUCUCAAGCAAAUGAGGAUGAAGAACUUGAUGACUACUGUGAUAUGAAACCACUAAUAAAAAUAAAUGAAGUAUCAGAAAUAUUGGACAAAAAUGUGGACCAUUUUAUUUCAUCACAAUCAAAAUUAUGGAGUAAUAACGAAGAAUAUUUAAAGAGUAAAAAGAUUGUGGACGGAUUAAAAGUUACAAAUGAUACAGCAGAGAGGGGUGUUAAAUUAAUAACAGAUUACAAAUCAUGUAUUACAAAAGAGGAAGAUCAAAAACAAUAUCUUUUGCAAGUAAUUGCUGAAUGUCGGACAAAAUUUCCUUGUUGCUCAAAAGCCUCCUUAUCCGAGUCUCUACUUUUAGAACAAUGA